Molecule: messenger RNA, 1534 nt
Organism: Eptesicus fuscus (big brown bat)
Lineage: Eukaryota; Metazoa; Chordata; Mammalia; Chiroptera; Vespertilionidae
Gene: SBK2
Product: SH3 domain binding kinase family member 2
Exons: 4
Coding region: 77-1144 (355 amino acids)
Biological process (GO): peptidyl-threonine phosphorylation; peptidyl-serine phosphorylation
Molecular function (GO): protein serine/threonine kinase activity; ATP binding
Source: RefSeq, a predicted model, not a curated record
CAGCCCAAGGGUCAGGCCAGCCUUGGAGAAGGUGAGGUCCGGAGUCGGGGCCCAGCCUCGUGCUCUGGCCACAGACAUGCCGGGGAAAGAGUCCGAUGAGGAUCAGGUGGAGGCAGGGUCGCCCGAGAACGGAGCUGAGGCCCCGGAGGACCUGGGGGGCCUCACGGUGGAGGAGCUGCGGCAGGGCCAGGAGGCGGCGCUGGCCCUGGAGGACAUGAUGACCCUGAGCGCCCAGACCCUGGUCCGAGCCGAGGUGGACGAGCUGUACCAGCUAGUGCGCCCCCUGGGCCAGGGCCGCUUCGGCCAGGUCCUGCUGGUCACCCACCGGCAGAAAGGCACGCCCCUGGCCCUGAAGCAGCUGCCCAAGGCCUCCACGUCGCUGCGGGGCUUCCUGUACGAGUUCUGCGUGGGCCUGUCGCUGGGCGCGCACCCGGGCGUGGUGGCCGCCUACGGCAUCGGCAUCGAGUCCGCCGCCUCCUACAGCUUCCUGAUGGAGCCGGUGCUGCACGGGGACCUCAUCCGCCUCAUCCAGCCCAAGGUGGGGCUCCCGCAGCCCGCGGCCCAGCGCUGCGCGGCGCAGCUGGCCUCGGCCCUGGAGCACAUCCACGCGCGCGGCCUCGUGUACCGGGACGUGAAGCCCGAGAACGUGCUGGUGCGCGACCCCGGCUGCCGGCGGGUGCAGCUCGCCGACUUCGGCCACACGCGGCCCCGGGGCACGCUGCUGCGCCUGCGCGGGCCGCCGCUGCCCUACACGGCGCCCGAGCUGUGCGCGCCGCCGCCGCUGCCCGACGGGCUGCCGCUGCAGCCGGCGCUGGACGCCUGGGCGCUGGGCGUGCUGCUCUUCUGCCUGCUCACCGGCUACUUCCCCUGGGACCAGCCGCGCGCCGACGCCGACCCCUUCUUCGAGGACUUCCUGGCCUGGCAGGCCUCGCGCCAGCCCGCCGACCGCCCGCAGCCCUGGGCCGGCCUGGCGCCCGCGGCCGACGCCCUGCUGUGGGGGCUGCUGGACCCCCAGCCCCGGAGGAGGAGCCCGGUGAGCUCCGUCCACGCCUACCUGGGCCGGCCCUGGAGGCAGCGGGCGGGGGAGGCCGAGGCCCUGGGGGACGGGGAGGAGGGGGGCGGGGAGGAGGGGGACGGAGAGUGAGGGGCAGCCUGCCCCCCUUGCCCCGGAGACUCAGGGGAACCGGGUCCCCCAUCCCUUGUCCUGCGGGGUCUCCGGCUCCCUGUGUGCGCGCGCACCUGCCUCCACCUACCCCAGGGCCUUUGCACUUGCUGCCUCCUCUGCCUGCGGUGCUCGCGGCUCCUCCCCUCACCGCCUGGUUACCCUGCUGGGGCCCGAGCUCCUGGAGCCGGUCCGGCCUGUCCUGUGCUCCGUGUGUCCCACGCAGCCGCAGCAGGGGGGCAGAGGCCUGUGGAAUGAGGGGGCCCCUGUGGCUUUGCCCCGCCUCCCCUCCUCCCUCUGCUGGGGGUGCCCUCUUGGUGAGGUGCCUUCUCCUCGCACCCCAGCCCCUCCCUGCAAAUAAAGUCCACCUGA